Messenger RNA from Oncorhynchus nerka (sockeye salmon), 2750 nucleotides. Its product is annotated as taperin-like. Gene Ontology annotation, molecular function: phosphatase binding. NCBI's taxonomy places the organism in Eukaryota, Metazoa, Chordata, Actinopteri, Salmoniformes, Salmonidae. The record is from RefSeq and is a predicted model, not a curated record.
UACAGGUGCGGAGGGCGGGGCAGGAGUCACAGACAGAGGAGGAAGAACGCAGAAAGACCGAAAGAGACCGUGGGGAUGUAAGUGUGUAUGCGAUUUUCGGCGCUGCAGGUACAGCGACAUACAGCUUUCUUCCCCAGUCGGGGAACACCAUCUCCCGGAUACAUUACAUUUCUCCCCACAAUGUCUGGUGGAGGAGAAGUCCGUGUUCUCCGCCAGGAGGCUGGGCAGGAGAGCCCGACGAUGCCGGCCUGGAAACGAGAGAUUCUGGAGCGGAGGAAAGCAAAGGGUGGCGGGUCUGGAGCAGGAGCGGCUGAGCUUUGCCCUAGCGCGAGCUCAUCGCGGGUUAAUGGCGAAGUAACGGGAAACAGCAGCGCCCCCAAAAAAGACAAUGAAACCAACGCUGAUUCAGUUCGGAACUACACCAUCAUUCCAGCGAGCCAGCACUUUGCAGGCAAGCGUGGCAGUUCCCCCACCUCCCCAGAGCUCUCGCCGGUGAAAACUAACAAAGACCCCUUGACUGCCACCGACCCGUAUGACUCGGAGAAAACGGUAAACGAUGGCGAGGGACAGGAAAGUCUGGUUCUGCAGGACAGUCUAGGCCCAUUGCAGGAGAAUCCCUUCAUCAAACUGGAGAAGGAGCGAAAGAAACGGCAGGACAGGGAGUGUGCCAUUCGUCCCGUCCAGCACAUACUGGAAUUGUAUGGCAGUGUACCUGGAAUUCGGACUAUACGCGCUGAGAAUAUCAUUAUCAUAGAAUCCGAUCCGGAUUACUUUCCGGGGGCCAGUGGAAUAAAAAGCGGGUCUUAUCUGCAGCAGAAUGGGCUAAGCAGUUACAGCUCCCUCAAUGACCUCUUGGACAGGAGAGCUGGUGGGGUGACCGAGAUACGGGCAAAGGAGGUGGUUAUUUAUGACACCACACUAAGCAGGAGCGAGGAGAACUUGAGUACGCUAAGUCAUCCUUGUCACGAGGGCGCAUUCGAGACAGGAGAGGGUCAGGGCAGGGUGAGCCGCAUGCUGCAGAAAUUUGACAGCAACUACGGAAAACUGCAACCCAAGUCUCGCAGCACAGAGAACCUACUGGACUUGGAGACCAGUUCAAGCAGGCCAAGACAACGACCCAAGCCACAGCCAGAUCUGGUGCCAAAAUACAAAUCACACGCCCAGCCUAGCUCACCAGUCCGCACCCUAGGCACCACACAGUCAUCUUCCUCAGUCUCCCCCAGCUCCCAGUCUUCGAAACCAAAUCUACAGCCCCCUCUUUAUGAGCCUGACAGCAUCCUGCACUCUGCUGGACCCCCUCAAUCAGUGUCUUCCUACCGCCAGCGUUUUGAGGUGAGUGGGGGACACAGUGUGGUGGUCAACCCCAGAGAGAAGGCAGAUGGCCCCCAGACCAAGCCUUUCCGAGAGAGCGAUUGGGAGAGCACAGAGGUGCCCCCCAAAUCCAAGGUGCCAUGCUCUCCGGAUACCUGCCGUGCUCGUGCCGAGUCCCCUGCCACCCCCACCACACCCCUGAUGUCUCCCCCCUCUCCAGGGUUCAAGAUCUGUCCCUCGCCCCGCCCUGACCUCUCCCUGCUGCCUUCCGGGGACAUCCAGGCUCGUGCCCUUGCCAACCUGCGCCUCCAGUCCCGCAACUCCUUCACAGUCUUCCCCAAACGCCACAGAGCAGCCUCUUCCCCGGGAAGCACGGCCCCCUCCAGCCCCAUCAAGUUUCCUCCCUCCCAGAGAUUGGCAGAGAUGCCCACUCCAGGAGUGCCAAUUCCCAUUACCCCUCCACCCACCCCAGCAGCCUCCAAGAGGAAAGAGGAGGUGAGGGCAGCCAGGCCAACCAAACCAGACCCACCUCUCCCCACUGCCACCCAGCCCCCCUCUCCAUCCCCAGCACCCUCCUCAGUUCCCUCUAUCCAGUCGCCACCUCCAGAGGAUGCCCCAGCUGACCAGCUACCUGUCACCAACAUAGAUGACAUAGAUGUGGACCCUUCGAAGCCUGUAGCCCCCAGUCCAACUCUAGUGGUGCAUGGGCGGAAGGGGAAUACUUUCACUGUGGUGCCUAAACGUAAGUCAGAGCCUCAGCCUGGCUCUCCAGAGCCCCAGGAGCCCUCCGGAGGGGCCCAGACCCCCCCCACGCCAUCCCAGGCCCCCUACACCCAGCUGGGUUCCCUGCUGAAGAAGCGCUACCCUGCUGUGGAGGAGAUAGAGGUUAUUGGUGGUUACCAGUCCCUGGGACGCUCCUGCCUCAUCAAGACAGGCUCCACUGGCAAGAAGCUGAAGAUAUCGUUCAACGAGUCGAGCAUGCAGAGCAGCUAUGAGUACCCAGAGAGCAGCGUGUGGGACAGCGGAGAGGAGGAGGAGGAGGAUGAUGAGGAGGCGGUGGCGGAAGGGAAGGGAGGAGGUCAGGAGGAGGAUCAACCCAGCAUGGUGGGCCGCAUCCACAUCCCUCGUCCGAGCUACACCAGCAACGGCACUGAUCUGUCCAGUUACAUUCCCAAGCACACAGUGGAUUUUAACAGCUGGCAGGAACAUAAGCUUGAUGACCCUGUUUACCAGGGGGACACCAAUUUCCAGCGCACACAGAUGUCAGGGGAAGUUAUGCUCACCCCAGCAGACAGCUCCUUGCUGUCAGAUUUCAGCAGUGAACCUGCUUUGUACUUCUGAUAUGCCUGGACCAAACAGGAAUGACCACUGCCCUACAGCUUGGACUCAGAACCACAGUUACACAACCCAGGCUGCGACCAGACUCCUACCAGUGCCCA